Molecule: messenger RNA, 915 nt
Organism: Manduca sexta (tobacco hornworm)
Lineage: Eukaryota; Metazoa; Arthropoda; Insecta; Lepidoptera; Sphingidae
Product: enkurin
Exons: 4
Coding region: 100-864 (254 amino acids)
Cellular component (GO): acrosomal vesicle
Molecular function (GO): calmodulin binding
Source: RefSeq, a predicted model, not a curated record
AGAGAGGGAUACUGUCUCCUUGGCAACGUCACCAUAGUAACAAAGAAAGGAAACUGCAAGGGAAAUUUUUAUACAAGUUUACAUUUUAGUUUAGAGAAUAUGUCUUUGGUAGAGAUAGUUCAUCACGACGAAGUCAUUUACACGAUUCUAGAUAAACCUCCUCCAGAACCCCCUAAGACACCCAGGUACGAAUCGAAACUAGAGAAAGAAUUAAAAGAAGCCAAGAGACCACAACUGCACCGCACGUUUGGGUACGCAGAAACUCCUUUGCAUCCGCCCGAUAAAUUUCUCAAGAAAGGCAAAGGAAUAGGGCAGCCGAUCAAAGAGUCCGACCACAAAUGUUAUGUAACUGGCAAACUACCGCCCGUGCCGAAGAGACCACCGCCGGGAAAGAGGCCGGAGAAACCGAAGGUUAACUUUCGAGUAGUGAAUAUCAAGAAGGCGAUAAAGACUAAAGGGAAACCUGUGGAGCCAAGACUAGUAGACACAAGGGAUGGCCAUACAAAGAAGAUCAAAGGAUCUGGUGAAGUCCCAGAAUAUUGUCUCAGGCCCGACUUUGGACAGAUGCCGGCGUACCUGGUAAACAGGAAUAGAAAGAUUCAUAAAGCGCUAGAGAAGAUGCGCAUAGCAGAAGAAAACAAGGAGAGUCUGUGCAAGAUGAUUUCAGAGCAGGAGCGGCAGAAACUUCUAGACGACUUGAAGUACAACUGGCAACUGAUGCAGAAAGCGUUCCUUCAACUGCCGAUGCUCACGGACACCAUUCCUAAAAUUCUCAGAAAAACCAAAAUGGAGCAAGAGUUACGACAGCUUGAGAAGGACAUAGCCUUAGUCGAGAGCAACCCUUACAUUUACAUUUAUGAAUAAGCUGAUGCUGAAGCAUUAAUGAAUCUGAUUAAAUUUAAAUUGUGUGUGAAA